Xiphophorus maculatus (southern platyfish) is the source of this 3306-nucleotide messenger RNA. It is a transcript of the gene tlcd5a, whose product is annotated as transmembrane protein 136. The coding region runs from base 1878 to 2588 and encodes 236 amino acids. The record is from RefSeq and is a predicted model, not a curated record. Gene Ontology annotation, cellular component: membrane. Lineage: Eukaryota; Metazoa; Chordata; Actinopteri; Cyprinodontiformes; Poeciliidae. The transcript has 3 exons.
GUUUAUUUCAUUAGAUUUUGCCUCUUCAGUUUUGUGUGCACUGUUUCAUCCUCAUUGUUUGUGCUUUGGACUUGUUUCCAAAGGGGUUUUUUCUGUUGACUGUUUAUGUUAAUUCCAGUUUUUUUCAUUUCAUCUAUGUUUGGUCUCAUGAUCAAUAUUUUUUACUGUUUCCUAGCAACAAGGGGUGACUCAACUUUUACAUCAUUCUCCCCUAUUUGCAGAAACAUGACAGAGUGAGAACUCCAGCAGCGGACUAUCUUUGACGUGUUUUUCUUCCGUAACCUUGUCAACAAGAAUUUAGGCAGUUAUUAGAAAGUAAAUAACUGCUGAAUGCAGUACAUACGCUUUGCACCUUGGAAAACGUUUGUGUUUGUAAGUAUUAAUGGCAUUUGGAAUAGACUUAGGCCUGUUGUUUUUCCUUUGGUUACUUAAUUGUAGAGUAGGGUACGUAAUCUUUGAGUGUAACAUUAAGAUGUUUGUAUUAUCUAGCAAUGUAUUUUUCUUUCUGUUAUAUUUCAGUUACAAAAAUCCACUUAUAAAAGUUCUCCAUGUAAGAAAAGCAAACCUUUGCGUGAGUGGAGACGUUUUAUUAGUUGUUCGUAGCUUUGUAGCUACGGUACACAUGGUCAUGUUAUGAGGACAGCAUAUCACAUUGCAGACUCUCAGCGGGAUUCAUAAUAAUAAUAAUAGAUUUUAUGUAUAAUGCCCUUUAUACCUUUAGAUCUCAAAGGGCAGGAAACAGAAAAACACAAACAAUUGUAAUGUAUAAAAAAUGAAUAGACACAUUCAAUUCCAUCAUAUCUCUGGUUGUUUGUUUUAAGUCACUGUUCAACUGGAAGGUAAAACUCCACUCCACCCACAAUUUGUUUCCAACAGGUUUUCUAUCAACCGUCCUAUGAGACCAGCUUCCCCACUCCAUGAUCCUGCUACCACCAUGCUUGGUGGUGGUGUUUUUUUCUUACCGAUCUUCCACAAAGACCAAAUUUGUGGAGUGCUUAAAUAAUAAUUAUCUUGUCAAUAUAUUCUGUCACCUGAACUGUUUCUCUUUGUCCCACUACAGCAUCCUUGCACUCCAUUUUUGAAUGAUGCUUUAUCUAGGAGAUAUUCAAAGCACUGGAUAUUGUUUUCUAACUGAACCAUAUGCUUCUCCACAACUUUAUCUCGGACCGGUCUGCUGUGUUCUUUUGUCUUUGUGACACUAAACUGUCUCACAAUUAAGCCUUACUUUGUGUAGUUCAAUCACAUAAAACCCUAACGGAAUAAAUAGAAGUUUGUGGCUUUAACUUGGACAAAAUGUGAAAAAGUUCAAGGGUGGGAAUAUUUUUGCAACAGUAUUCCCACUGUGUUGUAAGUAACAGCCAUUAUCCAUAUUUUAAUAAUAUUUUGUAGAGACAAGUACAUUUAUAAAACCUGUUAGGAUAAGAAUAGAAAUUAAACCAAAAUAAUAUUUAAAAAUCAACACAUGUACUUUGGAACCGCCGUGCAGCCUGAACAAGACAAAAAUAGUUUUGUUUGCACCGACGUAGGGCGUUUUUAAAGCUCACGUGGCAUUUGACAGCAGCAGCGAAAGUCUGUGUUCCUCAUGGGAUCCUGUCUGAGGCCCAUCACCCGGUAACCUCGCUGCCUGUUUGGAAAUUAGCUCCAAAGACAUCCAGAAUCCCUACUUUCAGAGGGUGGUUCUGCCCGUCUGCUAUGGUCUCACCUCCUAGCACAAACGUCACAGCAGAAGAAGAGACGUCCCCCUCACCCCACCAGACCCUCAGCCUGCCGACUAUAGUACUAUUAUAGUUCAAGCAAAGGCUAAUUGUUGGUCAUUUACAAAGGCUGCACAGUCCAAGCCUGCGGAUGGCAUUUCUGCCUCUCUCUACUGGGAGACGAUGUUGCUGCUUGUAGGUUUCACGCUCCUCUGCUUCUGCUGCUGGGCAUCUUUCUACUUCAUCUUGUGCUUCUUCAAUGCACAUAGGAGCGACGAAUGGAACUGUCGCCUCGUCACUUUGGUGCACGGCAUGGUGGCGGUUUGCAUCACAGCUUACAUAGGGUAUGUGGAUGGACCCUGGCCAUUCAGUGAGCCAGGCACCAAGAACACCCCCUUACAAAUAAGUGCCUUGGUGAUCAGUCUGGGCUACUUCAUUUUUGACAUGGCCUGGUGCUUGUACUUCCGCACUGAGGGACGUGUCAUGCUGGCCCACCACACCAUGACAAUUCUGGGAAUCAUAAUAACCCUGUGGCUGGGCGAGUCCGGAAUCGAAUCGUGCGCCGUUCUCUUCGGCAGCGAAAUCACCAACCCCCUCCUGCAGACGCGCUGGUUCCUCAAGCAGACGGGACGCUACGAGACUCCGCUCGGGGACGCUGUGGAUGUCAUGUUUGUACUGCUAUUUGUUGUGAUGCGAAUCUUUGUGGGAGGUACAAUGCUGUACUGUGAGCUGAUCUCUCCGAAACCCUUAUUCCUCAUCAAGUGUGGAGGAGUGGCCAUGUACGCUCUGUCCUGGGCCUUCAUGGUGGACAUUGUUGGCUUUGUAAUACGGAGGGGCAAGAGAUGGCACCAGGAGAGAGACCAACGGCGGAAGGUUGCAGCUAAGAAGCACUGACUGACAUUUCGGCCUCCGAACGAAGUCAGUUUACCUGACUUUAUAUCAGCUUCUCGCUUCAGACACUCAGUGGAUUUUUUCAGUCUGCAGGAAAAUCAGCUUUCUGCAUUGACAGAUUUAGAAUUUUUUUUUUUUCCGCGUAAAUGGAAUACACUAUGCCAUCUUUUUGAAAAGUCUACUAUGUGUGCAUUAAAAAAAUAUAUAUUUUAGUUUUUAUGCACCUGAUGAUUGUUAUUUCAAAGGUACAAACAACAUGUUUAUAACGAGGACUGAAAACCAAAGCACUUUUAUAAAAACACAUGUUGCUUUCAGCUGCUGUGAACUGUGGCCCAGUCAUUUGUGGUGGUGCUGUUCCAAACAGGGAGUUUACAAUUUAGAAAGCGAGACGGUCAGACCUAGGGGUGGCUGUUGAGCAGUUUUUGUCAGACAAUAACAUUAAGACAGCUUUCUUUCAGUUGUUUUGUUUUGUUUGCUCUAAGAGAAACACAGUGCUUAUUUGAAAACACAAUACAGUUUGAGACAUUUUUUUUCCCACUUGCAUUGUGAAUGCGCUAAUAUGAUAGAUCUACGCAAAAUCCUGCGACGUUGUACUUCAUUUCCUUUCUGUGUGAGCUAAAAUGAUCCUGAAUUACUUAUUAACAUUUUACCUUUAUUUGUUGUAUAAAAGCCUCAUUUAAUUGUAAUACAGUAAAAAAAAAAAAGCCCAGUGUAACUAGUU